AUGGAUUCACGGGAGCUGAGAGGAUCACUAACGUGUCUCGCACAGUCAUCCAGCGAUGAGAAGGUCUGCGUCCUGGCCUUAAGUACCUCAGUUCUCCAGCAGGUGAAAGGCUUCAGCGUUAGAGUACCCAAAACAGUUGUUGCUGAUGAAGGAACCUGUGUUGUGGUGCCAUGUCAGACAGAACCUUACAAUCGAGUUAUCUGGUACCAGUAUCAUAAUCUAAAGUAUCCUGUUGUUUAUGAUGGACUUUAUUCUAAUAACGUGGAACAGCAGUUCAGAGGACGCACCAAAGUAUCUGGCAAACCUGCAGAGGGAAACUGCACCCUGAAGAUUGACAAUGUGAGCACAGCUGACCAUAACCUACGUGUUUAUGUUUGGAUCAAUCCAGACUCUCAGACAACUCAGACAUUCCAUGAUCAAACUGUAACUAUCAGUGUUGAAAGAAAAGCUCCCAUAAUCUACAUACAGAAGCAAAUGGUGGAAGGGGAGAAUUUCCAGGCCAACUGCAGCAUAAUCUACUCUUGCCCUUUCUUACCUCCAUCCCUUCAAUGGAAUGCAAACACACUUCUGGAAAACUACACUUUUGUGGAUUUCCAUAUGGAGGUGCAUGGCCAGUGGUUCUACCAAAAGACACUGCGAGGAGUAGCAACAUAUCUGAUGCAUAACAGGAGGAUUCGCUGUUCGGCUAAGUUUAAAACCUUUACCAUGGGAAGUGAAAUGACACUCAACAUUUUAUAUAAGCCUGUCACUGUUACAGUGAAAAAGGAAAAGAAAGUUGUGGUGGAAGGUAACAGCAUCAACAUUGAGUGUGUUGCUAAUAGUAACCCCCCACCACACAAAUACUUAUGGUUUAUAAGACAAUUAGACCAGCACAAGAUAGAAAAUUCAACUCAGAGUACAAAGCAUUUCAACAACAUUGCACGAGAUACAUCUCUGUCCUGCAUGGCUCAAAAUGCUUUUGGAGUGCAACAGUCCGUCUGGGUGGAUCUGGAUGUUCAGUAUCGCCCUGUAAUCCUACCUGAGACCUCGUGCCACCUUACAGGAGACCUUCUGAGGUGUAUCUGUUUGGUUGAUGCAUCCCCUAAUGCUUCUAUAUACUGGAUUAUAAAUGGAAAUUACACCCAUUUGUCCUCAUUCGCCUCUGCUUUGACAAAUAAGAAACAUGUAGUCUUUGGGGAAAUAAAGAUUAAAGUUAAAACCCAGACCAAUGUAUCAUGCACAGGCAGAAACCAACAUGGAAGUGACACCAAACAGAUACCUGCAGUCAGUUUGCCAGAAUCAUCCCCUUUGCUGUGGCUCAUGCUCCCAGGAAUGAUUUUCCUCUUUGGAUGUGCUGUUCUCAUUUACAGAAAAUAUCCUGUAAAGAGAUUAUUUUUUGGAGGAGGUCAUGUCCAGCAACAACAGAUAAACAACAUUUUUCAGCGCUCACAAAAUGAAGACACACAAAUACACCUACAGAGACCUGACAGAGACCUGGAGAUGGAAAGACUUUCCUGUGUUUAUGACAAUGAUUUCCUGGAAGAAAUGCAAAGAUCGGCGAGAUCUCAACACUACCAAAACAGUGAAACACUUCUCCAAAGCAAAAAUGAAACAGAGCCACUUGACAAGGUUUUACCACAGAAAAUACUCAUUUCAAGUGUAAAGCAUAUGAAAUCACACUACAUGUAUCAGAUUGGAAGUUGAUGUAGAUCUUGACACAUAUAAUCAAAUUGCUCAAAUCCGACUGUAUAGUUAUGUUAUGCUAUUGUUUUUUUUUAACUAUUGUAAUUUCUCAAACAUCUAAAAGUAGUAAAAUUAUAUAUUUUACUUCCCACAAAAUUUGUAUUGCAACAUGAGGGUUUAUCUGGAGUAAUGACCAGAGGGAAUUUGCUGCUGUCUCACACAGUGGGUUCCAUUGUUGUUGGAGCAAUAUAGUCUACUUGCAAUGCAUAUUAGAGUGACAUACUUUUGUACUCUCAGUUUUCUCUUAAGCAAUUCUGUUAGACUUGUCACUGUUAGACUAGACUUUGCUUUGCCAAAGCAUCAGUUAUAUUUUUGAACAUAUACAUGUCUAUCUUUAUUUCCUGUUGCAAUCUUAACGUGUUAGUGUUCCUAAUGCUAACAAACAAGGAAAUCAAUAUUUAAACAACAGAAAACUGAAUUGCAAGCAGAAGAAUACUUGUUCUUUACUCCACUGCAAAACUGACAAACAUCUAUAAUCAUGCCAA
Neolamprologus brichardi is the source of this 2207-nucleotide messenger RNA. Lineage: Eukaryota; Metazoa; Chordata; Actinopteri; Cichliformes; Cichlidae. The record is from RefSeq and is a predicted model, not a curated record.